AUUGCAGCCAAUGUACAUACACAUAUGUAUAAUUUAUUCUUCGUCUAUGUUUAAUAUAACUUUUUUAAAUUAAAUAUAAUAAUUAUUCUAUUUUGAAAAACUUAUUAAAUCGUGAAAUAUGUCAAUGAAAGAACUGGCUAAGCGUUUAUAUUAUAUACCAAGACCAACUCGAUGGUCAAAAGGAAUUGGUGCAGAAUUACCACAAGAAUAUAAAAAGUUUUGGAGAGAAUGGAAAAUACAAAUACCGACUGCUGUGCAUUAUAUAAAACAAGAGGGCAAAUAUGUAAGAAAUGAAGAAACAGAAGAAGUAUAUCCUGUCCAAAAUGUACCAUUACCAUUAUUAUAUCCUAAAGAAUUUCAUCAAGGUAUAUGGGGUGGUGAAGCUGUAAUACAAGGUUUUACAAAAAAAAAUAAAUAUGCUCGUAGACACCCUCAUUUUUGGUUUCCUACACUUAAGAAAUCUGUGGUUUAUAGUGAAGUAUUAGACACAUAUUUGAGUGUUGUUAUCACCAAUAGAACUAUUGAUUUAAUUAAUGAACAUUAUGGUUUUGAUCAUUAUUUAUUAAAGACUCCUGCUUGUGAUUUAAAAUCUGAACUAGCACUAAAAAUAAAACGUCAAAUACUUUUGUCAUUGGCUGACAAAACUUUAUAUCCAAAUGAUAUUGUUAAAAGAGAGGAAAUUUAUACUAAAUAUAAAGAAUAUUUAACACCAUAUACACGAGAAGAAAUUGAAUGGUAUGGUUUAACAUUUAAGGAAGCUUGUAAAAAAUGGAUAAAACAGAAAGAACAAGUAAAGAAAGUACAACCUUUAAAAGUUCAAUUUAGAUCUGAAUUAAUUGCUAAACUUAAAGAAAAAGAAGUUGAAAAAGCAAAAAAAACUUUAGAAGAGUCUUCAACAUGGAAAAUAAACUGGAAUCCUUUUACAAAUCCAAAAUCGGAAUAAUAUAUUACAAUUAUUUAUUACAUUGUAUAAUAUAAUUAAAUAAAAUGAGAGAAUUUAAUUAUA
Apis cerana (Asiatic honeybee) is the source of this 1006-nucleotide messenger RNA. It is a transcript of the gene mRpL28, whose product is annotated as mitochondrial ribosomal protein L28. The record is from RefSeq and is a predicted model, not a curated record. NCBI's taxonomy places the organism in Eukaryota, Metazoa, Arthropoda, Insecta, Hymenoptera, Apidae. Gene Ontology annotation, molecular function: structural constituent of ribosome. Gene Ontology annotation, cellular component: mitochondrial large ribosomal subunit.